CCGCCUCGGGGCGGCUCCAGCUUCGGGCGGCCAUGGCGGGCGGGCGUGCGGGGCCGCGGUGGCCGGGACCCCUGGCUGAACCGCAGCGGUUGAUGCGGGCCGGGCUGGCUCUGAUCGUGCUGGGCCACAGCAACCUGGUGCUGGGAGCCAUCGUGCACGGCUCCGUCCUGCGCCACGUCGCUCGGGCCAAAGGCGCCGUCACCCCCGAGUACGCCGUGGUCAACAUCGUGUCCGUGGUGUCCGGGCUGCUGAGCAUCGCUGUGGGCAUCGUCGCCAUCCUGGUGUCGCGCAACCUUGCCCGGGCUGCCCUGCACUGGGCCCUGCUGAGCGUGUCCCUGUUGAACUGCCUGCUGUCCACAGCCUGCAGCGUGGGGCUGGCCUUGGCCAUCGCACUCACCAUCCACAGCCGUGGGAUGCGCCUGGUCACCGGCUGCAACAGCCCCGCGCUGCCGGCUGAUGCCCGUGCAGCCAUAGCCACCAACGACUGCCCCUUCAACACCACACGCAUCUAUGUGAGUCCUUCUGCUUUCUCUAUUUUCUGCCUUUUUUCUCCUUCUCUUCCCUCCAUCCCGGCCCCCGUUGGUCCACAUGGGCCCCUCUCAGCUCUGUGCCCCCCAAGAACCCCCCAACCUCUUUCUGCUCUGCAGGACACGGCCCUGGCGCUCUGGUUCCCCUCCAUGCUGCUGGCAGCCACAGAAGCCGUGCUGUCUGGAAGGUGCUCGUUGGCAGCCCUGGUCCUGCAGGGCAUUGGCCCUUGGGCACGCAGCUACAGCAAGAGCCAGGCGGCCCGGCCUGGUACAGCAAAGGAGAGGCAGCUGCUGGUGGGGCUGGCUGAGACGUGCACAUAGCGGGAGAGGUGAUGCACAAGUGCUGUCACACAGUGGGGUGAUGCUGCACCAGGUGUAGGGAUGGGGCUGUGCUCCUCCCCAUGACCCCACCACCCUCCUCAGGACAAACCCUGCUGGUCCCAGCCAUGAAUGGCCCAGAAGCACCAGCAGUCUCCACCCCGCAGGUGCUGUGUUUCACGAACUCUCUCCCUUCCCCUCCCUAGGCCACAAGGCUCCUCCAGCUGCACUGAAAGCUGUCAGCCUCUUACAUGCAGAGCUGUGGGGAGGUAGAGGGACCGGGUGGGGGCAGGAAGAAAUGCUGAGGCCCAGCGUUGGCCUUGGUGCUGGUGCUCCACCUGCAGAGCUGGUGCUCAGAAGCAGGUCAAUGAACACAAGGCAAAGAAUCCCUUUCUUUGUAAACCUCUGUUGUUUCCUUGAGUAAAUAAAAGUUUUCAUUCUUACACUG
Messenger RNA from Coturnix japonica (Japanese quail), 1293 nucleotides. NCBI's taxonomy places the organism in Eukaryota, Metazoa, Chordata, Aves, Galliformes, Phasianidae. The record is from RefSeq and is a predicted model, not a curated record.